AUGUCUCCGACACGGAUAUCACCCUUUCUGGAGGCUUGGUACAAAUGGAAGGCGCUCAGACUGCCAUGGCGCAAGCGCUUCCUCGUCGGCCGUGACCUGCAGGGUUACACCUUUUGGGAGUUUCGAGACGUCCGCGGCAACGGGCCUGGCCGCUUCCGCCGCAUCGUCAAGUAUCCGCGAUCGAUAUACCUCUCCGACGUAAAGGUAUCGCCGCUGUGGCACCAGUGGUUGCGGUACACGCGAGAACAGCCCCCGACACUCGAAGAACAAUCGCGAGAGGCCUUCAGACAAGAGCGCAUGAAAGUUCUGGCGGCGCAGGCGGAUGCCAGAUGGGAGGCCAAGCCUAGACUUACGGAUGCCCCGGGUCAGCAAACCGGUCAGCCUUUACCGUCGUUCAACACUGCGCAGACCCAGCCCAAUGCGCCGGAACUGGAGGCGAAAAACACGGACGCAAAGGAGAACAACACAACACCAAAGAAGCCUGCGAGGUCGACUGAGUCAGCUCAGCUUCCAGACGAGACGAGGACGAAAUACGGGAAGGACCCGUGGGCCAGGGCUCAAGGGCCGAGUGAAAGCUGGCAGCCAGCAACGUGGGUACCACCUGCAGGAAAGAAAUAG
Molecule: messenger RNA, 618 nt
Organism: Colletotrichum higginsianum IMI 349063
Lineage: Eukaryota; Fungi; Ascomycota; Sordariomycetes; Glomerellales; Glomerellaceae
Exons: 2
Coding region: 1-618 (205 amino acids)
Biological process (GO): mitochondrial respiratory chain complex I assembly
Cellular component (GO): membrane
Source: RefSeq, a predicted model, not a curated record